Molecule: messenger RNA, 2700 nt
Organism: Python bivittatus (Burmese python)
Lineage: Eukaryota; Metazoa; Chordata; Lepidosauria; Squamata; Pythonidae
Source: RefSeq, a predicted model, not a curated record
AUGUUGUCUUUUGGCAGUCCUGAAAGUUCCUGCCUGAUUGAAAUGACUACAAAUGAAAUUUCUUCUGCACAUCAGAGGAUCUCUUUGCCAUCACAAAUGACUCAGGUUAGCUUUGGGCCAAUAUUCCUUGGAAAUGUCCCCUCUCAUCGCAUGAGCAUUCAUCCAAACUCUGGGCAGAUUUAUGGUUUCACAGGCUGCAUCAGAGAGUUCCAAGUCAACACCCAAGAACUCUUCAUUAUAGAGGAGGCAUUGGAAGGACGGAACAUUGAGAACUGUAAUGUUCCAGUUUGUGACUAUCAUCCAUGCCACAAUGGUGGUACUUGCAUUAGUGAUACAGAGAACUGGUUCUGUGAAUGCCCUCCUAUCUACUCUGGAAAAUUAUGUCAGUUUUCAAAUUGUGAGGAGAAUCCAUGUGGGAAUGGAGCAACCUGUUUUCCUAAAUCCAGCCAGGACAUUGUAUGCCUCUGUCCAUAUGGAAGAACCGGAAUACUUUGUAAUGAUGCUAUUAAUAUUACCUAUCCUAGCUUCAGUGGGACCAAUGCUUUUGGUUAUACCUCAUUCCUAGCAUAUUCAGCAAUUCCAAACAUCAGCCUGCACUAUGAAUUCCGCCUGAAAUUUCAAUUGGCAAACCACAGCUCAUCACUACAAGACAAUCUGAUCUUUUUUACUGGUCAGAAGGGCCAAGGUCUUAAUGGUGAUGAUUUCCUAGUGCUAGGUCUGCGAAAUGGUAGCAUGGUAUACAGUUACAACUUGGGAUCCGGAAUUGCAACUAUUAUUAGUGAACCACUUGACCUGACACGUCACAUUCACACAGUCAGUCUUGGCAGAUUUCUUAGAAAUGGCUGGAUGAAGGUGGAUGAUCAAAAAAACAAAACAAUUAUAUCACCAGGAAAGUUGACUGGACUCACUGUUUUUAGUCAGUUUUACGUAGGAGGUUACAUUGAAUAUAUUCCAGAAUUCUUACCAAAUGGAUCCAGUUUUAAAAAUGGUUUUCAAGGUUGCAUUUUUGACCUCCAAGUCCUUGCUGGGAAGGAUCAGGAGUUUAAAGCACCAGGAAUUCCAGAAGGCCAUCCUAACACUGGUCGCAAUGUAGGACAGUGUCAGGUGUCUCCGUGCCAACUGAUAACAUGCAGAAAUGGAGGGACGUGCAUGGAGAGUGGCUCUGCGCUGUACUGUCAUUGCUCUUCCGGUUGGAAAGGGGCUUUCUGCAUGGAGAUCGUUUCAGCGUGUGAUCCUGAGCACAACCCACCGCAUAGGUGCAAGCGAGGUUCCACCUGCGUCCCUCUGCCUGACGCAUAUACCUGCCACUGCUCACUGGGAACCACUGGAGCACACUGUGAACAAGCCUUAACCAUAAGCGAUGCAUCAUUCAGUAAUAGCAAAUCUUCCUGGAUGUCAUUUGAGCCCUUCAACAUUCGACACGAGGUUCAUAUCCAGUUGCAAUUCCAGACGUUUUCAGGAAAUGGCAUCUUGUUUUACACUGCUCAGCACCUGAGCCCACGAUCAGGUGACUUCCUAAGUAUCACCUUGGUAAACGGAUAUAUACAACUACGCUACAACCUUGGGGACAGAACAGUAAUUUUACAGACAUUUCAACCUGUACACAGCACAAAUAAGACGUGGCUUUUAAUUAAAGCAGGAAGAGUUGGUAAUGAAGGCUACUUGGACCUCAAUGGAAUCAAUAUAACUCAAAAAGCUACCAAUAGCAUGACUUCCUUAGAUACACAAACGGAUUUCUAUGUAGGAGGAUUACCUUCCUUAAAUUGGGUUAAUCCCAGGGCAAUUAAGAAUGAGCCCACUGGCUUUACUGGCUGCAUUCGAGAGAUCCUUGUCAAUAGCAAAGAAUUAAAACUGACAGAAAAAGGAGCUAAAGGUGGUUCCAAUGUAGGUGACUGUGAUGGAACUCCCUGUGGAUAUAGAGUAUGUAAAAAUAAGGGGAAAUGUAAAGUUGUAGAGUCUGGUUUUUCUUGCUUGUGUCCUAAGCAAUGGAUGGGGAAGACAUGUGAGCAAUCUACUUAUUGUUCACAUAACAAGUGUCUACAUGGAAGUGUUUGUAUACCUAACCCUGUUUUAUUUUCAUAUACGUGUGCAUGUAAACUUGGAUGGACAGGUCAAUGGUGCGAAAAACAGCUCUCCUUUUUUAUUGCAAAGUUUAUAGGCAAUUCAUACAUCAAGUACACAGAUCCUGAUUAUGAAAAAAGAGAUCUCAGAUUUACUAGGGUAUCUUUAAAUGUUACCACCACUCAAAUGGAUGGUUUAUUUGUUUGGUUAGGAAAGGCUGAGGAUGAAGAUAAUGAUUUCCUUGCAGUAGGGCUUGAGAAUGGCAUGCUGAAAGUUGUAGUUAACCUAGGAGAAAGGAUUGGUGUCCCUCUUAUUCACCAAAGAAAGCCACUAUGCUGCAAAAAAUGGCAUUUUGUUGCCAUUGUGCAAAACAAGACUCUCAUUAAAGUAUAUCUUGAUGAGGAACUUGUUCUUUUUGAAGACCUGGAUCCACAAAGAAAGUACACUGUUCUAAAUUAUGGAGGCAUUUGCUAUUUUGGAGGGUUUGGACUUGAUAGGAGAGUAAGUACUGUCACCUCAGGGCUAUUUAAGCAAGAAUUAAUUGGUAAAAUGAAGGAUGUUGCCCUUUUUCAGGAUUCAACAAAAAUAAAUCUAAUUAAGGGACAAGGAUAUAAUGUAUAUAGUGGAGAUAAGGAGUAA